Messenger RNA from Hirsutella rhossiliensis, 1923 nucleotides. RefSeq names its product reverse transcriptase (RNA-dependent DNA polymerase) domain-containing protein. Gene Ontology annotation, biological process: DNA integration. The transcript has 8 exons. Lineage: Eukaryota; Fungi; Ascomycota; Sordariomycetes; Hypocreales; Ophiocordycipitaceae. Gene Ontology annotation, molecular function: nucleic acid binding. Bases 1 to 1923 code for a protein of 640 amino acids. The record is from RefSeq and is a predicted model, not a curated record.
AUGGUCCCAGCGGAAGUGUUGAAAGAGUUCCGCAACCUGUUUUCACCAGAGGAGGCCAUGAAGCUGCCGCCACACCGGCCAGGUGUGGACCACGAGGUAAACUUGCAGCCUGACAAGAAUGGCAACGAGCCGCCCCUGCCAUGGGGACCGCUCUACAACAUGUCACGCGAAGAGUUGUUGGUCUUGCGAAAGACCCUGAAAGACCUUUUGGAUAGAGGGUUCAUCCGAGCGAGUAGCUCGGCGGCCGCAACGCCGGUGCUGUUCCGCGACCGAUACCCGCUGCCACUCAUCGCCGAGACGUUGCAGAACUUGGCCAAGGCCAAAUGGUUUACCAAGUUAGACGUCGUAGCCGCCUUCCACAAGAUCCGCAUGGCCCCCGGGCACGAAUGGAAGACGGCAUUCCGCACGAGGUUCGGGCUCUACGAGUGGCUCGUGUGCCCCUUCGGCCUAAGCGGCGCCCCAGCAUCGUUCCAACGAUACAUGAACAGCGUGUUGCGCGAGUGGCUGGACGAUUUCGUCACGGCGUACCUAGACGAUGUGUUGAUCUAUUCGAGUGGUUCAAAGGCUGAUCAUGAGGCCAAGGUGCGAAAGGUUCUCCAAGCACUCGCCGACGCCGGCCUACAUCUAGACCCAGCGAAGUGCGAGUUUUCCGUACAAGAGGUCAAGUACCUUGGGUUCAUUGUCAAUGCAGGGAAGGGAAUCGCGUGCGACCCCGAGAAGCAGCGCGCCAUCCGCGAAUGGGAAGCCCCUACCACGGUGAAGGGUGUCAGAAGCUUUCUGGGCUUCGCCAACUACUACAGGAUCUUCAUCCCCGACUACGCUAAGAUCACUCAGCCGCUAGACGCUCUGCUGAAGAAAGGAACUGCCUUUUGUUGGGGGCGGGCGGAGAACGAGGCGUUUCAUGAACUGAAGCGACGAUUUUGCGAGUCACCGGUGCUCAAGCAGUGGGACCCGAGCCUCCCGACCUUUUUGGAGACGGAUUGCUCAGGCUACGCAUUGGGAGGCGUCCUGUCGCAGGAAGGCCCAGAUGGACGUCGACACUCAUGCGCCUUCUUCUCGAAGCGACUUUCGCCAGCGGAGUACAACUAUCCCAUUCACGACAAGGAGAUGCUUGCCAUCAUGAGAUGUCUCGACAACUGGAACGCCGAACUUAGGAGCUGCGGCCCAUUUACAAUCCUUACCGAUCACCGCAACCUGGAGGCAUCCACCCUGCCGAAGAUGAAGGUCUUCGAGGUAGCGGACCUGCAGCAACUCUGGGACGAAACGGUGGCGAAGGACUCGAUAUUCCGGGCAGCCUAUAAGGCAGUCCGCGAUCGCGAGCGUGCCUUCCCGCCCUCGCUGGGCCUGAAGAUCCAGAUUUCAGAAUGUGCGAUCGACGUAGGCAAAAGGCUGACAUUCAGAGACCGUAUUUGGUCGCAUGACUCUGUUGCGACCGGUCAUCCCGGCAGGGAAGGUACGCUGGCUAUUGUGGCUCGGCGAUUCUACUGGCCUGGGCAGUCCCAGCUGGUUCGCCGAUCUGCCGCCUACUGGACCGAGCAAGGCAAGGUACCUUGCCAUUACCGAUUUCAUGGAAUGCCACGGUCCAUCGUCAGCGACCGCGGGAGCAACUGGCUAAGUAGGUUCUGGAAGAGGUUCUGCCGUCUUGCAGGUGUCACGCAGAAAUUGAGCACGGCCUAUCAUCCUCAGACGGACGGAGGGCCAGAGAGAAUGAACCAGGAGAUCGAGGCCUACCUGAGAGCCUACGUGUCCGACCAAGAUCAGCCCCUUUUCGCUGAGCAUGGUUACCACGUCGAUCCCAUCAGCGUCGAGGAAUCGGAAGAGCCACCGAGGCAUAGAGAGGAAAGCAGAGCUGAUAGCCUACUCAGUCGCCUGCAGGAGGUCAAUGAGUACAUGCAAGCAGCGACAUCCUGCGGAGCGAUUUGA